AAAUUCAGUUCACAUCUAGAAACCGAACUGAAUAGUCAUACCACAAGCUAUCUUCGAUAUGCCGAAUCAGUCUAAAGCAAGCUCACCUGGAAUCAAGGAAACCCCUUCCUGUUCCCACCACGAGUUCCUCAUGCAGGAGCAGCCUCAGCAGCCGCGUGGCUCCAAAGUGGCGUCUACCCAGACGCAGGAUUGGCCAUCGGAUAUGGUGGAUCAGUUAACAGGAGCGCAGGACUCGCCAUCGGAUAUGGUGGGUCAGUUACCAGGAGCACAGGACUCGCCAUCAAAUAUGGUGGAUAAGUUACCAGGAGCACAGGACUCGCCAUCGGAUAUGGUGGAUAAGUUACCAGGAGCACAGGACUCGCCAUCGAAUAUGGUGAAUCAGUCUACCCAGACGGAUCUCUCCAAACUCUUCAUGUCCGGCGAGGACGAUAUUAAUUUGCAGCUCGGCACUCUGGGCUUGAGGAAGAGAGUCGCUCCCGAGGAGGAUCCAACUGGGGAUCUAACUGCGGUACCAGAACAAAAUCGCAAUGGGAAUCCGCUUGCUAAGCGACAGAAGGUAGAGGGUACCCAGUACAGACACAAUGACCCUUCCUUCCAGGAAUGGUCCUCCACCCAAACUACUGAUUCAUCCUCGCUGAUCUCGCUGGCCAAUCUCAUUGAGAAUGGAUCGGUGAGCAAUGUGGAGGACCAAGAAUCACGUGCCACUGGUGGGGAAGACGUAGAAAGUGGCUGAAGCUGAGUUCAACUGGGUCAUCUUCCACAUCCAUCGGCGGAGUGGAUGCAAUUCCUUGUUAUCAAGCUGAAUUUAAUAAAUAUAGAAAAAACUUUA
Molecule: messenger RNA, 829 nt
Organism: Drosophila yakuba
Lineage: Eukaryota; Metazoa; Arthropoda; Insecta; Diptera; Drosophilidae
Exons: 3
Coding region: 59-733 (224 amino acids)
Source: RefSeq, a predicted model, not a curated record